AUGGUUCCCUCGCAUAUCGCUGCCGCCGCCGAUUCGACCGUGUCUGGGUCUGCUACCAACACCCCCCAGCCCGCUGACUCCGAGUAUAUCGUUCCUGUGACCGUCGGCGCCAGCACUGUCAACCUCGAUUUCGACACUGGCUCUGCCGACCUUUGGGUAUACACGUCCAGCACCGCUGGCGGUGCCGGACACAACUACUACACCCCCAGUGACGGCGCCACUGUGAUGAACGGCGAGACCUGGUCGAUCGGUUACGGUGACGGUAGUUCUGCCAGCGGCAACGUGUACCAGGAUACUGUCGUUGUCGGCGGCGUCACUGCGACUGCACAAGCUGUCGAAGCUGCACAAACCGUCAGCAGCUCAUUUUCCUCUGACACUAGCAAUGAUGGUCUACUUGGUCUCUCAUGGAGCAGCCUCAAUACUGUCUCUCCCGACCAACAGAAGACGUUCUACGACAAUGUUCAAAGCAGCCUUGCUGACCCCGUUUUUGCUGCAAUCUUGAAGCAUGAUGCCCCGGGAUCUUACGACUUUGGUUUUAUUGACAGCUCAAAAUACACUGGCAAUAUCACGUACACCCCCGCUGACAACAGCCAGGGUUACUGGGGUUUCACUGUUGACUCGUACACCGUUGGAACCACUGUCACCAGUACCGCUCUGUCCGGUAUUGCGGAUACCGGUACUUCUCUGCUUCUCCUCGAUGAUACGACCUGCGGAAACUACUAUGCUCAGGUCAGCGGCGCCAUCAACGACUCGUCACAGGGUGGAUGGGUGUAUGACUGCAGCACCUCUCUGCCCGAUUUCUCCGUCAGCAUCAAUGGUUAUACUGCUACUGUCCCAGGCUCGUAUCUCACUUAUGACCAGCAGUCAAGUGGUCAAUGCUAUGGUGGUAUCCAGUCUUCUACUGCUAUUGGCUUCAAUAUUUUUGGAGAUGUCUUCCUUAAAAGUCAAUAUGUUGUCUUUGAUGGUCCCAAUGUACAGCUCGGCUUUGCCUCGCAAGCUUAA
Messenger RNA from Talaromyces proteolyticus, 1002 nucleotides. Its product is annotated as aspartic proteinase complexed with Pepstatin. Gene Ontology annotation, molecular function: aspartic-type endopeptidase activity. Lineage: Eukaryota; Fungi; Ascomycota; Eurotiomycetes; Eurotiales; Trichocomaceae. The coding region runs from base 1 to 1002 and encodes 333 amino acids. The record is from RefSeq and is a predicted model, not a curated record. The transcript has 2 exons. Gene Ontology annotation, biological process: proteolysis.